Cylicostephanus goldi is the source of this 587-nucleotide messenger RNA. NCBI's taxonomy places the organism in Eukaryota, Metazoa, Nematoda, Chromadorea, Rhabditida, Strongylidae. The record is from the annotation of a GenBank genome assembly.
AUGGUUGAUAAUACAAGGAGUCUUAGCCUUAUAGAGGAGCCUUUGGAACCGAUGUUGAAAGCAAAUCCAUACAAUUAUCCUGAAGUAUCUUUGAUCAGAGGCAACGAUGCUGCUCUACGUGUACCCGUACCUCCACAAGAGUAUCUCGUCACAUCUGUGACCCAUGAAAGGUUGAAAUCUGACCACAGACUUCCUUGGCAGAAUGAAGCUAAAAUGGUUGGAGUUGCUAGUGCUCCUUAUGAUGUUACUGUGAUCGGAACUGCGAUUCUGACGGACUUCGAUGUUAAAAAACCUAAGCAUGAAUUAGUCAUCGAUUUGGGAGUGCACUAUGAUACGCUACCUUAUGAACCUGGUGACGCAUUCUACUUUGUCUUUCCGAAUCCGGCAGCUGAAGUAAACUUCAUUCUUCACAGGAUGGGUGUUCUUCCCAUCGCUGAUCAGCUAUGCACCGUAUCGUUGAUACCCUCUACAAAGAAGCUUAACCCUACCUUGCCGCCUCACAUUCUACCGAAAAGCUCCCUUCGACAUCUGUUUACGCACUGUUUGGAUAUCAGAAGAACUCCUGGACGAGUAAGUUGUUACUAAUG